UCUGUUUUCCAGGGUAUUAUCACCGCAUACAAGAACGGCAUCAGUUUAUUGGGAAACGAUAGUGGUCAGGAGACCUGGGACUUCAGUGGCUCUUUCUUUUUCUCAGUAACGGCCAUAACCACCAUCGGUUACGGGAAUCUGAGCCCCAGCACAGUUGGAGGUCGCAUCUUCUGCGUCUUCUUUGCGUUAUUUGGAAUUCCACUAAAUGUGAUCCUGCUGAACCGUAUUGGCCAGAAGAUGCUCUACCUGGUCCAGCGAUAUGCCAACUUCCUGGGGACAAAGAUCCAACGCAAGAAAAUGGUGAAGGUCUUCUCCAGCUCCUGCGCACUGAUUGCAGGCCUUCUCCUCUUCUUCCUGCUCCCUCCUAUUCUCUUCCAGUGGAUGGAAGGCUGGACAUACGAGGAGGGAUUCUACUACUCCUUCAUCACACUCAGCACCAUUGGCUUUGGAGACUACGUCAUCGGAAGAGUCCCCGGCAAGCAAUACCCCAACUGGUACAAGAACAUGGUGUCGCUGUGGAUCCUGUUUGGCUUGGCAUGGUUGGCUCUAAUCAUCAACCUGUGUAUCAAUCUCCUGGAGAACUGUAGAAAAGUCGGCCAGUGCUGCAAAACAAAGCAAACCUAUCCAAUGGAUCAGGAACUGAUGGAGAUCACCCAAAAUGGGCACGUUGCUUCAAGACUGAAAGAGGCCGAGGACUCACAAUCGUCCACCGCCAGUGACACCAAACCUGAGUCACCUGACUGA
Molecule: messenger RNA, 744 nt
Organism: Staurois parvus
Lineage: Eukaryota; Metazoa; Chordata; Amphibia; Anura; Ranidae
Source: the annotation of a GenBank genome assembly